This is a messenger RNA of Seriola dumerili (greater amberjack), 338 nucleotides long. RefSeq names its product Sec61 translocon gamma subunit (gene sec61g). The record is from RefSeq and is a predicted model, not a curated record. Gene Ontology annotation, cellular component: membrane; Ssh1 translocon complex. NCBI's taxonomy places the organism in Eukaryota, Metazoa, Chordata, Actinopteri, Carangiformes, Carangidae. Gene Ontology annotation, molecular function: transmembrane protein transporter activity. Gene Ontology annotation, biological process: post-translational protein targeting to membrane, translocation; protein targeting. The transcript is spliced from 4 exons. Bases 121 to 327 code for a protein of 68 amino acids.
CAUGCGCGUUUAAAGUCUACGUCAGCUCUUCUUCACUAACAAGCUGCCUGAAAGCUACGUGGCCUUCACUGCUCUGACUGUCUUCUCAUCAAACACGACCUCGGAAACAGCCUAAACACCAUGGAUCAGGUGAUGCAGUUUGUUGAGCCCAGCCGGCAAUUCGUCAAAGACUCCAUCAGGCUCGUAAAAAGAUGCACAAAACCCGACAGAAAAGAAUUCCAGAAGAUAGCAAUGGCCACAGCUAUUGGGUUUGCCAUCAUGGGUUUCAUCGGCUUCUUUGUUAAGCUCAUUCACAUCCCCAUCAACAAUAUCAUUGUUGGUGGUUAAAUCCUGAUCAA